AUGUACCAACCUCCGCCUACCGAUCAGUCAACGUUCGAAUCACAGGCACAGUACAACCUACAGGCGACUGAAGAUGUUGAAGAGGAGCAGCACUCUUUCGAGGACCGGAAAAAGCAGUAUCCAGUUGCAUUUCCUAAGCGGCCCAACUACAGGCCAAAGCCGCUGCGAUGGCCUUUUAUCACUGCUAUGAUUGUGUUGCUUGCAUUGCUCAUGGGUCUGGUUAUUUUUGCGCGCACCACAAUGCCAAACUCAGAUAGUACAGCGACAAUCGAGCCUCGCCAUGUCAUGUUCUAUCGGCGAGAUGUAAGCUCUACUGCGCAACCUCCGUCAUCGGCUCCGAGCCCUGUGCCGGCCGGAACUCAAAUCACUUCGUCGCCAGUUGCGGCACCCUCAACGUCGGCAGCGAUAAUCAACACACCUUCCCAAGUCGUUCCUUCAUCUGGCGUUGUUGAUACACCAAAGAAGUCCGAGUCUCAACCCCCUGUAACAUCGACACAGGAUGUAAUCAAGUCAUCGGCUCCACCCCAAGUGUCGUCUCGUCCAGAUUCCACACCCACCUCGGAGAAGCCACCUACAGUAUCAGCAUCAGCAAGCAAGGAAAACAUAGCUUCUAGUGUCAGGGAGAACGCCAACGUCAAGGGCACUACGGUAACAAGUGAACCGCAAAGGCAGUCGGUUACUUCUCCGCCAUCAAAGGACAUUUCAGAAACACCAAAGGAGACAAGUGAUUCCAAGGAGAAUGCAUCUUCAAAAGAUAGCGCAACUGUCGAUAUCAACAACAACAAAAUACCAACAAGCAAUGCCGUUGCAUCACCAUCUUUAGAUCCAGAUAAUAACAGAAAUAGAAAAGGUAAGCCUGUCUCGACUUCAUCUUCACUAUCCAACGAAGGUGUGGUGGAUCUUGCUUCCACAACAGAUCUCUCUGGCCAGCGGCAGGCACCCUCUAUAAUCACGACUACGUUAUCCUUCUCCAGGAACACCUCUCCAAGACCUACUCCCAGUCGAGAUGACGAAGUUUUCUCCGUCAUUACUAGCGAGUUUACAUCUACCAUCACCAAGCCAGGAUCAACACUUACCUUUACCUCGAUGACCGUGACAAACAUCUCGUCGACCUUCAGAUCAACUUUUAGAACCACAUUCCCCGGCUCCACUGCGGAAUCAACAUUUACAAGCGUCAUUACAACCAGCACUCCUCGAACAAUCACGCGGUCUGCGUCAGUCAGCUACUCUGUCACUACAAUGACUAUGCCAGGGUCGACACAAACCAGGACGGAUACCAUAAGUGACGAAAAGACUACCUUUUACCAGACUACAACCAAAACGGCUGCAAGCUACGUAGUAACCUCCACGCAAGCUGUGACUCAGCCGGGGGCUGUUGAGACUUCCUACCAGCCAGUAGAGUCAACAGUCACAUCGACGACGAGGUACCUUGUUCCACCGUCUGUCAGCGAAGGUGUUUCCGAAUACACCAGCGUUGUGCAAUCCACAGUCCAGGUUGUUGGUACGACGACGCAGCCAGGUCAAGUGUAUGUCAACGUUGGAACAACAGAGAUCACGCGUGUUAUAACCAUUCCAAGAACGAAGAAUGGCCAAGGAAACAAUCCACCGACCCAGCCGCCUGUCUUCCAGGUCAUUACAAGUGUCAUUGACGGAAAGGUUGAAACAAUCGUGGAUAAUGCCGCCCCACAGACCAUUGUGACAAAUGACGGAGGUGUCAUUACUGUUGCAUUUACGCCUCCCCCGGAAACGAAAGUAACUCGUGAGGGUGGACAACAGACUGAGAUGGUCAUAACGAUCACACCAACGCCAGAAGUGGCUUACGUCGCCGUUCCGACAACAAAGGACGGGACGCCAACUAUUGUUGUUAUUCCCUCUACACUGAAUGGAGCAGGACCCGGGCAAUUCAAAGAGGUUGCAACAACAAUUGAUGGGAAACCUACUGUAGUAAAUGUCCCUGUCACACAGGAACCGGUUUUAGUUGCCAUUCAGACAACGAUCGAUGGAACCCCUACAGUCGUUCUUACAAGGUCAACGCCGACAGGGCCAGGUUUUAAUCCGAUAUCUUUGACUAUUGUAUCUCAAGUGGGCGGAAGCACUGGCGUGUUUACAACGACAGACGCCCCCGAAGCCAUCAAGACAACCAUCGACGGAAAAGAGACGACAGUCAUGAGGACCCCUCCACCAAGGACUUAUACGUCGGUUUCAGGAGGGACAGCAACGACUAUGACAGUAGUCACCACCCCGACAGGUACAAUGCCACUGUCUUUCACUGUACUUACCUCUACCGGAGGGACAUUAAGUACCAUCGUGUCGACUCCGAAGCCGACUACGUUCACCACUUCUAUUUCGGGUACAUUGAGAACAAUCACCUCAACACCGAAACCAACCACACGUCUGUCGACUAUUGAACCCUCAACUGCGCUCAUUACAUCCACUUCUAUACCGACUGCCACAGACAGCCCGGAUACAAUCAUUGUUCAGGUCGAGAAGUUUGCAUUCACAGAUGGCGACUAUUUCGUCGGGAAGUUUCUUCCUGUAAUACUUGCCGUCAUCAUAGCGGCACCGCUUCGAAUUAUCGAUCUCAACGCGAAGCUGUACCAGCCAUUUUAUGCCUUGGCGCAAGAGGGAGGCUCACUGGGAAAGAACAGCAUGACCCUGCAUUUUGACGGCUGGAAGGGCUUCCUGGCACCCUUUGAGGUACUCAUGCAGGGACACCCUGUGCCAUUCAUCACAACGCUUAUGAUACUGUGUUCAUCGCUUCUAGCACCGCUUGCCACCGAGGCCAUCGGUAUGAAGCUCCACGGCAAGUGCAAAAUAACCGCUAUCGAAGGCUGCGGAAUACAGCUGGGCGUGUCUACGAUGUCUGCCCAUGCGCUGGUUGCCCUGCUAGCUUUCAUUAUUGUGCUGUUACUCGUAUUGCUUUACUUCCUGCGUAACUGGGAGACAGGUCUCCACGCAAAUCCCUGGAGCAUAGCUGGUAUUUCUUCACUAGCCCGAAAUGCAGAUAUCCGAUCUCACCAGCUCGAUUUCAAAGCCAGCAAAGCUUCCAUGGCCGAUAAAAAAUAUGGCUUCGGAUACUUUGAAAACAGCCACAGACGGGACGAAUACGGCAUCAUUCACUACGACGACUCCACUCAAAAUCUACAGCGUGCAACCGCAUCUGGAGCGCUCGUUGAGGACGACGAAUUAACUGGCGCACAUCAACGCGACAUGACGAAGCAGAGAGGCAAACCAGUGCCUUUCAUUGUGCUGACAUGGUGGUGGAGACUGACCUUUAUGUUCUUCCUCGUCUCGAUGUUCAUCAUCAUACUGUAUUACCACCUCACUCUUAGUUCUCGGACUUCUUUCAAGGAUUUCAUGGACAGUCAGACUUUCGGUGUCCGGUUCUUCUUCACAGCUCUGGGUGUCACCGUUGUGUUUUGCUGGCAGUCCAUUUUUAUCAGCAUCGCAAUCAUCAGCCCGUAUCACGACAUGGCACGCCGCUCUCAAUCACCCGAGAAGUCCAUCCUGCUCACUCGCCCUACCAAUGGCUUCUACGGCAUGUAUGCUGCUGUUCUUGACGGCAACAUCAUUCUCCUGCUCGCUGCAUUCAUGUCUAUACUUGCAGAGUUCCUGCCGAUUCUUUUCGCCAACAUACCGUACAACUUGACGCAGACCCUGGAGUCACACAACAUCUGCGCCCGCGUCAGUCUUGCUAUUCUGGCAAUCAUGUUGAUUACUAUCAUCGCUAGCUUGUUCAUCAAGUGGCCCGAGAUGCCGGUAGACCCACGCAGUAUAGCAGGUGCGAUGUACUAUGUUAACGAGAGCCGCAUGCUUGAGGACUUUGAGGGGCUCUCGAAGCUGGAUUCCAAGGAGAGAGAGAAAAGAGUGAAGGAGCUUGGAAGGAGAUACUUCUAUGGCAGCAUCACUGGAAGGUUUGGAAAGAGAAUGGGUGUUGAGUCGGUGGAAAGUAUUGAAGAUACGGCAUACACCGGGGGCCAUUGGUUUUUACCUCGAGAAGGUGAACAGCAACAAGUCGCCGGACUACAAGAACCACACUUGCUUGGGCCGAUAUUUGAGAACGAUGAGCAGUACCAAGAUGAAUAUUCACACCAGCAUGAGGACGAGGAGGAGAACCUUGAACCGCAUCAGGCGAUCGAAAUGGACCCGCAUGAAGUGCCUAGAGAGGUUCAACAGCCUAGGGAGGUACUUCAUGCUCGAGAUGACCUUAUUUGA
Colletotrichum truncatum is the source of this 4215-nucleotide messenger RNA. RefSeq lists its product as uncharacterized. The record is from RefSeq and is a predicted model, not a curated record. NCBI's taxonomy places the organism in Eukaryota, Fungi, Ascomycota, Sordariomycetes, Glomerellales, Glomerellaceae.